AUGGAAACCACGUGUGUCUCUAGUCGCUUUGCCGCGUCUUCAACUCGAUGCCGCCGAGAAGACAACAUCGUUCGCAUUCUCUCGGUGGCACAGGACCAUGAAAUUGGGCGUACAGCAACAGAUGCUCACCUUGACGCUCACGCCGCGAGGAGAGGAGAGGGCAACGAAAAACAGAUGGAACCUCUCGAUAUCAAAACCUGGGCGAUCGAGAUCGAUGACGACCCCUUUGUCGAUAUCCUCCAGUAUCUCGGGGAGGCGUGCGAUUGGAUCGAAGAGGGCUUGAGUUUGGGUCGGAGUGGCGAGGAAGGAGGAGAAGAGGAAGAAGAAGAGCUUGUUGCUGGAAACAGAAACCAGCUUCAGCCCGGUAUCCUUGUCCACUGUAAGCUGGGCGUUUCUCGCUCGGGAGCCUUUGUCGUGGGAUUCUUGAUGCGGAAAUUCAAACUCUCGUACUCGGACGCCCUGACGCUGGCGAGGGAGUCGCGCCCAGAAAUAUGCCCAAACAGCGGGUUUGAAAAGCAGCUUCGCGUGUGGGAAUUUUGCCAGUACAGCGUGUACCUCGACGAGGAUGGCCAGCAGACUACACAGACGGAGCGUCGGAAGAAGCCAUCGUACAAGGCAUGGAUCGCCGAGCGGGAUAACCUGCUGCGUCGGGGAGAGGAGGAUGUCAAUCGAGCGAGGGUUGCGAGUCUGGCGAGCAUGGCGGCGCGGUCUGGGAGGAAGAGACAAGACGAGAUCGCGAACGAGCAAUCACAAGAUGCGAGUGAAAGUGGUGGGAGGGAGAGUGCUCAGCAGAAUCAGCGGAAACUGGGCUGGGAGAGGGUUCAGAAGAUGGAACAAGAUUGGAAUGAGAGGCUGAUUCGAGGCCGGUUCCGCGCUGGAGAUGGCGAUGCUCAAGGACUCGAGGGGUGA
Molecule: messenger RNA, 909 nt
Organism: Fonsecaea pedrosoi CBS 271.37
Lineage: Eukaryota; Fungi; Ascomycota; Eurotiomycetes; Chaetothyriales; Herpotrichiellaceae
Exons: 2
Coding region: 1-909 (302 amino acids)
Biological process (GO): protein dephosphorylation; regulation of MAP kinase activity
Cellular component (GO): cytoplasm
Molecular function (GO): JUN kinase phosphatase activity
Source: RefSeq, a predicted model, not a curated record